This is a messenger RNA of Dentiscutata erythropus, 195 nucleotides long. Lineage: Eukaryota; Fungi; Glomeromycota; Glomeromycetes; Diversisporales; Gigasporaceae. The record is from the annotation of a GenBank genome assembly.
AAGAAAAUUAUAGAAAAUCAAUUUUAAAAAUAAUUGAUGAAAAUAAUGAAGAAAAUUUAGUAUUAGGUAGUAAUAAUAAUGAAGAUAAUAGUACUGAAAAUACCACUGUUGAAAUCAAAGGAAAUAAUAAUGAUAAUGGUGAUGAUUUUAUUAUUGCCACUAAAAGUGAACCAAAUAAUAAUAAUAAAAGGAAAA